AUGCUUUUUGUGCCUAAGAUUGCAUUGAUGCUUGCCGCAUAUGGAUCUAUCGCUUCCGCCUACCAGCUUACCGCUUGUACUGACACGCAGUGCAGCGAGAACUGCAAGGUCAUUACGAACGACGAUGUUUCCUCUACCAGCUCCUGCAAUGAUUUUGGUUUCUUCGUUAAGAGUAUCGAGUGGUGGGAUACUCUCAACACUUUCAAUGGAUGGGCAUCAGCUGGAUGUAGUGGUGGACCGGGAGAUGAAGAUGUCUGGAUCACCGAUCACCGAUGGAAAUAA
This is a messenger RNA of Penicillium pulvis, 282 nucleotides long. RefSeq lists its product as uncharacterized. NCBI's taxonomy places the organism in Eukaryota, Fungi, Ascomycota, Eurotiomycetes, Eurotiales, Aspergillaceae. The coding region runs from base 1 to 282 and encodes 93 amino acids. The transcript has a single exon. The record is from RefSeq and is a predicted model, not a curated record.